This is a messenger RNA of Paramisgurnus dabryanus, 713 nucleotides long. RefSeq names its product proteinase-activated receptor 4-like. The record is from RefSeq and is a predicted model, not a curated record. Gene Ontology annotation, molecular function: thrombin-activated receptor activity. Gene Ontology annotation, cellular component: plasma membrane. Lineage: Eukaryota; Metazoa; Chordata; Actinopteri; Cypriniformes; Cobitidae. Gene Ontology annotation, biological process: positive regulation of Rho protein signal transduction; thrombin-activated receptor signaling pathway; phospholipase C-activating G protein-coupled receptor signaling pathway.
AUAAAGUAUAAAAACACUCAAUUCAGUGACCAAAAACAUAAAUAAAGAAACAGAAGACAGAGACGUUUUUUUGAAAGCACAGAACAAUGAAACUCUUCAUUUUUUACGGUGUUCUGGUUUUAGCUGUGCUUCAGUAUAGCCGAAGUGUUGGUGCCACGAAAGUGAAAUUUGGCUCCAUCUGUAGUGGCAACCCAAAUAACCAAAGAAGAGGAUGUGAUGAUUAUGGAUGUGGAGGCUUUGGAGCCAGCAAGUUGAAAUUAAAUGGUGUCAAAAUAAUACACAAAGGUCUUGACAUUGUGUGUCAGGAUGGAUCUACAAUUUAUGCACCAAUUAAUGUGACGCUGAAUGGCAAAGUAGUUCUGGACAAGGCAAACAAUGCUAUCAAUGAUGGCAUAACUCUGGAAGGACAAGGUCUUUGCUUCAAGAUCUUCUACGUUAAGCCAGACCGUUACUCUGGCGCUACUCUGAAGAAGGGACAGAAGAUUGGAAUCAUGCUCCCAAUGCAAAAGGUUCAUCCUGGAAUCAAAUCCCAUGUUCAUGUGGAGAUGUGUGACAAAUCAAAUCCCACCAAAUACUUCUAAUAUCCUACUGGAGAUGAUGACCACCUGCAGUUGCUCAAGGUUUCUCUGAGGACUUUUAUCAACUCAAAAUGAGGAAAAACAUCCACAUUAAACAUUACUUCUGCCAACAACCCACUAUAUUUAAUUGCAACU